AGUUGGACGCUGCAAUCGAAGCGAAUCGGAGGCUGCCGGCAGGCUCCAAAAAGCAAAGUAUAAAUAAAUCAAAAAAAGGGGCGUAAUUCGCAACCGGUGAUAAGAGCAAGGGAAUGAAACGUUUUAGUUUAACGCUCGCCGUGCUGGGCAUGCUGGCAGCGUUUGGCAACUGUGGACAGGCUCCAACGGGUCACCGCACCAGGUACGAGGCGAACUGGGCGAGCCUCGAUCAGAGACCGCUGCCCAAAUGGUACGAUGAGGCAAAGGUGGGCAUCUUUUUGCAUUACGGUGUCUACUCGGUGCCCAGCUUUGGAUCCGAGUGGUUCUGGACCAAUUGGAUAAAUCUACGCAACCCGGACUAUAUACGAUUCAUGCAGCGCAAUUAUAAACCCGAUUUCACCUAUCAACAAUUCGGGGAGCAGUUCACAGCCGAAUUAUUCAAUGCCACCCAAUGGGCUUUGCUCUUUAAGGAUAGUGGUGCAAGAUAUGUGGUGCUGACCAGCAAACAUCACGACGGCUACACGCUGUGGCCUUCGAAGCAGAGCUUUGGCUGGAACUCAGUGGAUGUGGGCCCAAAACGCGAUAUUAUCAAGGAACUUUCGUCGGCUUUGCGCAGUGUUACGGAUCUCAAAUUUGGUUUGUAUUAUUCUCUAUUUGAAUGGUUCAAUCGGAUGUGGAUCGAUGACAAGCUGCAUCUGCUGCUCCAGCAGCACUUUGUGGACUACAAGGUGAGGCCGGAGCAAAUGGAGCUGGUCAAUGAGUAUUUGCCAGAGAUCAUUUGGUCCGAUGGCGAUUGGGAGGCGCCGGCAAAAUACUGGAAAUCAGAGGAGUUUAUUGCGUGGCUCUACAACGACAGUCCCGUCCGCGACACAGUUGUGACCAACGAUCGCUGGGGCUUUGAGACUGCCUGCCGGCAUGGCGACUUUUACAACUGUGCGGAUCGCUUCAAUCCCGGCGUGCUCCAGGCCCACAAGUGGGAGAACGCCUUCACCUUGGAUCGCAGCAGCUGGGGACAGCGCUUCGAUGUCACGCUCAAGGAUUUUAUGACCUCCAAAGAAGUUAUCAAAGAAAUUGUCAGCACCGUUAGCUGCAAUGGGAACGUGCUGAUUAAUGUGGGACCCACAAAAUAUGGCACCAUUUUGCCCAUCUUCGAGGAGCGUCUGCGGGACAUGGGCCGCUGGCUGCGUAUCAAUGGCGAGGGCAUCUAUGGCAGCCUGCCCUGGAUCUAUCAGAAUGACACACAGACGCCGUACGUGUGGUAUACGAAGGGAGCGGAGCAGUCGAACGGAGUCGUCAUCGUGUAUGCCUUUGUGCUGGAAUAUCCCUACGAUACCAAUGAGCUGGACAUCUAUCCGCUGGGCAAGGAUCUCAACAGGUAUCGCAAAGUGCUGCUCGCCGGUUUGGAUCUGGGCCCCAGCUUGGAUAAGACAACAACGAGAAUUACCAUGUUGGGCAUGGAGGAUGCAAAGAUCGAGUGGACAGCAAGUCACAACAAGGUGCACAUCAAGUUUCCGCUCAAGCAUCAGAUCGAUAAGCGCGGAUUGGAAUACGCUUGGACCUUUAAAUUAAUGAUAUCUUAGGCUUACUCUUAUAUUCAGAAUGUUGCUAUUAAGUAUACUAUAUAUAAUACAUUCUUUUCAAAUUUA
Drosophila grimshawi is the source of this 1646-nucleotide messenger RNA. It is a transcript of the gene Fuca, whose product is annotated as putative alpha-L-fucosidase. The record is from RefSeq and is a predicted model, not a curated record. Gene Ontology annotation, biological process: fucose metabolic process; glycoside catabolic process. Bases 114 to 1580 code for a protein of 488 amino acids. Gene Ontology annotation, cellular component: lysosome. NCBI's taxonomy places the organism in Eukaryota, Metazoa, Arthropoda, Insecta, Diptera, Drosophilidae. Gene Ontology annotation, molecular function: alpha-L-fucosidase activity. The transcript has 6 exons.